CUCCGGGGAAGGAUGACCGGCGUUGCCGCGAUCGUCUUGUUCCUGCAGCUCCUGCGCAAGGCGGAGGGACAGGUCUUCGCAGGUGGUUGUUCAUUUGAUGAGCACUACAGUAAUUGUGGUUACAGUGUGGCCUUGGGAACCAAUGGAUUUACCUGGGAGCAGAUCAAUACCUGGGAAAAGCCAACAAUGGAUCCUGCUGUCCCAACUGGCUCCUUCAUGAUGGUGAACAGCUCUGGGCGGGCAUCUGGGCAGAAAGCUCACCUGCUGCUGCCCACGCUGAAGGAGAACGACACGCACUGCAUCGACUUCCACUACUACUUGUCCAGCAGAGACCGCUCCAGUCCUGGCUCUCUGAACGUCUACGUGAAGGUGAAUGGAGGACCACAGGGCAAUCCCAUAUGGAACGUCUCAGGAGUUGUGACGGAAGGAUGGGUGAAAGCAGAACUUGCCAUCAGUACCUUCUGGCCGCAUUUUUAUCAGGUGAUAUUUGAAUCCGUCUCUCUGAAAGGACACCCAGGGUACAUAGCUGUGGAUGAAGUCCGGGUUCUCGCCCAUCCAUGCAGAAAAGCACCUCAUUUCCUGAGGCUUCAGAACGUGGAGGUGAACGUGGGACAGAAUGCAACCUUCCAGUGCAUUGCAGGGGGGAAGUGGUCCCAGCAUGACAAGCUCUGGCUCCAGCAGUGGAAUGGGAGGGACACAGCAUUAAUGGUCACUCGAGUGGUCAAUCACAGACGUUUUUCUGCCACUGUCAGUGUAGCUGACACCUCUCAACGCAGCAUCAGCAAGUACCGCUGUGUCAUUCGCUCGGAUGGUGGAUCCGGAGUUUCAAAUUAUGCAGAAUUAAUAGUGAAAGAACCCCCAACUCCCAUUGCCCCUCCUGAGCUGCUGGCAGUCGGAGCCACCUACCUGUGGAUCAAACCCAACGCCAACUCCAUCAUUGGAGAUGGGCCCAUCAUUCUGAAAGAGGUGGAGUAUCGGACGACCACUGGGAACUGGGCAGAAACCCACAUUGUAGACUCUCCUAAUUACAAACUGUGGCAUUUGGAUCCUGAUGUGGAGUACGAGAUCAGAGUGCUGCUCACUCGCCCUGGAGAAGGAGGCACAGGACCCCCCGGCCCGCCACUCACGACGAGAACAAAGUGUGCAGAUCCUGUCCAUGGUCCCCAAAAUGUAGAAGUGGUUGAUAUUCGGUCCCGGCAGCUGACGUUGCAGUGGGAGCCCUUUGGUUACGCAGUGACCCGCUGCCACAGCUACAACCUCACAGUCCAGUACCAGUAUGUGUUUAACCAGCAGAAAUUCGAGGCAGAAGAACUCAUCCAAACUUCUUCCCACUACACCCUGCGAGGCCUUCGGCCCUUCAUGACCAUCAGGCUGAGGUUAGCCCUCUCUAAUCCAGAGGGCAAAAUGGAAAGUGAGGAGUUGGUUGUGCAGACGGAGGAAGAUGUUCCUGGACCCAUUCCCUUGGAAUCCAUCCAGGGAGGACCUUUUGAAGAGAAGAUCUAUGUUCAGUGGAAGCCUCCAAAUGAGACAAAUGGCAUCAUUACACUCUAUGAGAUUACAUACAAGGCCGUUGGGUCUCUGGAUCCCAGUGCUGACCUGUCCAGCCAAAGAGGGAAGAUCUUCAAACUAAGGAAUGAAACACAUCACCUCUUUGUAGGAUUAUACCCAGGGACCACGUAUUCAUUCACUAUCAAAGCCAGCACAGUCAAGGGCUUUGGGCCACCCAUCACAACACGGAUUGCUACUAAGAUUUCAGCUCCGUCGAUGCCCGAAUACGACACCGACUCCCCCCUGAACGAGACCGACACCACCAUCACUGUCAUGCUGAAGCCUGCUCAGUCCCGGGGAGCUCCUGUCAGUGUCUAUCAACUUGUUGUCAAGGAGGAGAAGCUGCAGAAAGCACGGAGAGCUGCAGACAUCAUUGAAUGCUUCUCUGUCCCAGUGAGCUACAAGAACGCUUCCAGUCUCGACUCACCACACUACUUUGCAGCUGAGCUGAAACCCAUCAACUUGCCUGUCACCCAGCCCUUCACAGUGGGUGACAACAAAACCUACAAUGGCUACUGGAAUGCUCCACUUUCUCCCCUGAAAAGCUACAGCAUAUAUUUCCAGGCUCUUAGCAAGGCAAAUGGAGAAACAAAAAUCAACUGUGUCCGUCUGGCAACAAAAGGAGCUUCUACCCAGAAUUCCAAUGCAGUGGAACCAGAAAAACAAGUUGACAGCACUGUGAAAAUGGCUGGAGUUAUAGCUGGUCUUCUGAUGUUUGUUAUUAUCCUCUUGGGAGCAAUGCUUACCAUCAAGAGAAGAAGAAAUGCAUAUUCCUACUCCUAUUACUUGCAUUCAAGCCAAUGUUUUAGGGGCCUCUCUGUCUUCUACAGGACCAGGAAGCUAGCCAAGAAGCAGAAGGAGACUCAGACCAGCACCCAGAGGGAGAUGGGUCCCGUGGCUACUUCUGACAAGACCUCUACCAAACUCAGUGCUGUUCACAAUGAAGAAGCUUUUUCUUCCAGCUGCCAAGAUGUUAAUGGAUUCACAUCACCCUCUCCUUGUUCAUUUUCUGUCCAAAGCAAAACCCUUCAGAGCAAAUCUUUGUUGAAUUCCUACUACUCAGUAUCAUCAGACACUGUUCCAUCGACCACGCUGUUAGACAGUAGCCAUGGAGAGAUGACCCAGCCAACCCUGACUAUCCAGACCCACCCGUACCGGAGCUGCGAGCCGGUGGAAAUGUCCUACCCCCGGGGGCAGUUCCAGCCAGCCAUCCGAGUGGCCGACCUGCUGCAGCACAUCACCCAGAUGAAGCGAGGACAGGGCUAUGGAUUUAAAGAGGAGUAUGAGGCACUACCCGAGGGGCAGACAGCAUCCUGGGAUACAGCCAAGGAAGAUGAAAACCGCAAUAAGAACAGAUAUGGAAACAUAAUCUCCUAUGAUCAUUCAAGAGUGAGAUUGCAGCUGCUGGAUGGGGACCCUCACUCUGACUACAUCAAUGCCAAUUACAUCGAUGGGUACCACCGGCCUCGCCAUUACAUCGCAACUCAAGGGCCGAUGCAAGAGACAGUGAAGGAUUUCUGGAGAAUGAUUUGGCAAGAAAACUCUGCAAGUGUUGUCAUGGUCACCAACUUGGUGGAAGUGGGCAGGGUAAAGUGUGUUCGAUACUGGCCAGACGACACAGAGGUUUAUGGAGAUAUUAAAGUCACAUUAAUUGAGACAGAACCAUUGGCAGAGUAUGUCAUCCGCACGUUUACUGUCCAAAAGAAAGGCUACCAUGAGAUCCGAGAGAUUCGGCAGUUCCACUUCACCAGCUGGCCAGACCAUGGGGUUCCUUGUUACGCCACGGGCCUCCUGGGCUUUGUUCGUCAAGUGAAGUUUCUCAACCCCCCAGAAGCAGGACCCAUUGUUGUGCACUGCAGUGCUGGGGCUGGCAGAACAGGGUGCUUCAUUGCCAUUGACAUCAUGCUUGACAUGGCAGAGAACGAGGGUGUGGUGGAUAUCUUUAAUUGUGUGCGGGAGCUGCGAUCCCAGCGGGUCAACCUGGUGCAGACAGAGGAGCAGUAUGUAUUUGUCCAUGAUGCCAUUUUGGAGGCCUGUCUCUGUGGCAACACAGCCAUCCCAGUUUGUGAGUUCAGAUCCAUAUAUUACAACAUCAGCAGACUAGAUCCACAGACCAAUUCCAGCCAGAUCAAAGAUGAGUUUCAGACUCUCAAUAUUGUGACCCCACGUGUCCGACCAGAAGAUUGCAGCAUUGGUCUUCUGCCCAGGAACCACGACAAGAACCGCUGCAUGGAUGUGCUGCCCUUGGACCGGUGCCUGCCUUUCCUCAUCUCCGUGGAUGGUGAAUCAAGUAACUACAUCAAUGCUGCACUCAUGGAUAGCCACAAGCAACCUGCUGCCUUUAUUGUAACCCAACACCCUUUGCCCAACACCAUAGCAGACUUCUGGAGGCUGGUGUUUGAUUACAACUGCUCCUCUGUCGUGAUGCUGAAUGAGAUGGAUGCAGCACAGCUCUGCAUGCAGUACUGGCCAGAGAAGACGUCCUGUUGUUAUGGCCCAAUUCAAGUAGAGUUUGUUUCAGCAGACAUCGAUGAAGACAUCAUCAACCGGAUAUUCCGGAUCUGCAACAUGGCCAGGCCCCAGGAUGGAUAUCGCAUAGUCCAGCACCUGCAGUAUAUUGGCUGGCCAGCAUACAGGGACACCCCUCCUUCCAAACGCUCCCUCCUCAAGGUGGUCAGAAGGUUGGAGAAGUGGCAGGAACAGUACGAUGGGAGAGACGGACGGACUGUGGUUCACUGCCUGAACGGCGGGGGACGCAGCGGCACCUUCUGCGCCAUCUGCAGCGUGUGUGAGAUGAUCCAGCAGCAAAACAUCAUCGACGUGUUCCACAUAGUGAAGACGUUACGGAAUAACAAAUCCAACAUGGUGGAGUCACUGGAACAGUAUAAAUUUGUAUACGAGGUUGCACUGGAAUACUUGAGUUCCUUUUAGCCCAGGGGAGGGACUGGAGCCUCCAAAAUGCCAGAUCCCAGUCUCUGGCAGACACUUCUCCCCUCACCCACACUGGAAGGCAGUAACAACGUGUGGGAAGGAAAACCUCUCCUUCCCAGAGCAAGAGAUUGAGAUUGCACAGCCCUCGCUGGAAGGAGGAGAAGAUGAUGCCUGUGUUUGCUGCUGCCUGCUUUCUAUUGGAACAUCCACUGCUUCUUAAAUAACCUACUGUAAAAAUUAGUAAAAUGGGAGAUGGGCUGAAAGACUGGACUUUCUAAUCCCCUCUGAAUUCUUCUCUUCUCUUUUGGAUUGUAUUUUUGCUCUCCUUGCUGCAGAGUGGGGAAGGAAUGAAACCCUUAGGAAAUUAUCUUUUAAAUGUCUCCUUUUUAAUUUAUAAUUUUGUUUUCAAAUCCCAGUCUUUAAUUUUUAUUAUUUUUUUUUAAUUUCAUGCAACAGUCAUUUGGGAAAAAAAAAAAUGAGAUAGCCAUAGGGGAUAUAUGAAGUGUUUCAUUACAAUCAUCUGCUUCCUUUUAUUUGUUUUGUUGGUUGUUUUUUUUUUU
This is a messenger RNA of Apus apus (common swift), 5039 nucleotides long. It is a transcript of the gene PTPRT, whose product is annotated as protein tyrosine phosphatase receptor type T. Gene Ontology annotation, molecular function: protein binding; protein tyrosine phosphatase activity. Gene Ontology annotation, biological process: protein dephosphorylation. Bases 13 to 4479 code for a protein of 1488 amino acids. The transcript has 34 exons. NCBI's taxonomy places the organism in Eukaryota, Metazoa, Chordata, Aves, Apodiformes, Apodidae. Gene Ontology annotation, cellular component: membrane. The record is from RefSeq and is a predicted model, not a curated record.